This is a messenger RNA of Calidris pugnax (ruff), 3974 nucleotides long. RefSeq names its product DNA helicase B-like. Bases 347 to 3187 code for a protein of 946 amino acids. The record is from RefSeq and is a predicted model, not a curated record. The transcript has 12 exons. NCBI's taxonomy places the organism in Eukaryota, Metazoa, Chordata, Aves, Charadriiformes, Scolopacidae.
AGUUCUGACACUUAGAGAAGCAGCUUUAGUGCUUGUUUCUGGGGCUGGCUUUUGCUUUCGUUUUUAAAUACUCCUGGAAAGACUGACAUCAGGAAGUUAAUGAAAACCCCUGCUUUACUUUUGCUACUGAAACAAGACAAAAGACAAAAAUAAGCUUUGUACAGAUAAAACGUUUUUAAUCACACCAAACUUUUAAUCUUUAUGACUAUUGAUUAACAAUGGUUUUAUUUUUCUUUUUAAUGAUUCAGUUGUUAUACAAGAAGAACACUCCAAAAAGGAGUAUGAAGUAGUUGGACGUUUUCCAUUAGUUGACCCUUGGUGGAGAGUUAAUGUUAAAGCUAAAAAAAUGGGGUCGAAGUACUUUGUGCAAGGAUACCCAUCGUAUUUUCUGCGGACUGAUAUAGAAGAAAACAACCGACAAGUCUUUUCACUCUUUCUUAAGGAAUGUGCUGUUCCUGAGGAUUUUAAAGAAAAGUUUUUUACUUGGCUUCCUAUGGACUUUAUGCUGAGUUUUAGAAAUCUUGAAGAAAAACUAAACCAGUUCCAAGUUGCACACUUACGGACAAGGAAGAAACAAAGAGACACCAAGGAUUAUGACAUCUUCUACUAUGUUUCAAAAUCAUUGGCAGGCAAGGCGGUGUUGGUAGCUCUGACUUUUCCGUUGCUGCUGGAAUUCUUGCCGGUUCUUCUGCCGCGCCAUUUUUGCUCUCUGUUGGAUUUGGUGCAUUGGCACAGAAAGACUGAAGAAAACAAUGAUGCAGAUGGUGAGGAAGUACACUUUCAAGACAAGAUGCUAACUAAAUUGGAUGAGAUACUAAAGAAUGAGCCAUGGAAACUUGGAUUCAGCAGGAUCACCUAUAGGGAACUGAACCUUUCUUACUGUGAGGCAACGUGGGCCGCCUUCUGUCAGUGUGAACAUCUCCUCCGGAAGAUUCCUGAAUUGCAGAAGAAUGCAUUAAUUCUGUAUGAUCAACUCAAGAAAAAGUGUAGAGAAAUGGGACACACGUACGAAGAUCAAGAUGAAUUAGCUCGUUUUGUAUCUAAAGAUAUGUCCAUUGAGCAUGCUUGGCAAUCUCUUGAAUUUUUGAAAGAUCAGAACAUAGUGAUUAGGGAGAAAAAACUGGUGUUUCUGCCUCAUCUUUACAAAUCUGAAAAAGACAUUGCAAUGUAUAUAGGUAACCUUCUGUCAAACCAUUCGUGGCAACUGGAUGUUGAUGUGAGAAAGGUACUUAAUGUUUCUGAGACAUCAAGAGAAGUAGUAGAUAACAAAACGAGUAUUACCCAGGAUCAUGAAAUAGAACAUCUGAAGGAAAAUAGCCUGGACAAUCAUAAUGGUGAAAAUCACUUUCUUGAAAACGAAGUGGGGUCUGUGUCUGGUACCCAAAGUGAACCAGAGGUAGACUUAGAGCAAGUGAUUGCUGUGGAAAAGAUUUGUUCUAAUCCUGUCACAAUCAUCAGUGGUAAAGGAGGCUGUGGAAAGAGCACAAUAGUUAGCUGCCUUUUUCGUCACUUAAAGCAGAUGGAAAAAGAAGUGGAAGCUGCUUCUAAGGACUUUGAAGAAGACUUGGAUGCAUCUGAGGAAUGGAAUACUUUUGAUCAUCAUUUGGAGUCAGAGAAUAUGUACGCAAAAAAAAUGUUGAAUGUACUAUUUACUGCACCUACAGGGAGGGCGGCAAGCCUUUUGAGUGAAAAAACUAAGCUUCCCGCAUAUACACUGCAUCAAAUCAUCUAUAGUUUUAAAUCGUGGAGGCAGAGUGAACAAGUGCAGCCGUGGAAGUUUUCUACUGUGACGGUUCUGAUUGUGGAUGAAGGAAGUUUGGUGUCUGUACACGUUCUUAGUUUAGUUUUAAAAAUCAUGUGUGAGCACGCUCAGCUUGCCAAACUUAUUAUUCUAGGUGAUACUAGGCAGCUACCGAGCAUAGAGCCCGGAAACAUGUUAGCUGAUAUCUUUGAGGGUCUGAAAUCAAGAGGCUUUUCUGUGGAGCUGCGAACUAAUCACAGAGCUGAAUCGCAACUAAUUGUAGAUAAUGCAUCAAGAAUCUCUCACCGGAUGCUUCCUGAAUUUGAUGAGGUGCUGAAAGUUUCUGAUUGGAAUGAGGAAACGACAAUGCCAAGCCCGGAGAAGAAAUUCAUUCUUAUUGCUUUGCCUGCUGGUGGGGGUUGUGACAAUUUGCAGACUGCUAUAAGGACUUUACUCAAAAGAGGACCAGGACUGCAGGAUGCCAAACAGUCGCAGUUCAUUGCUUUCCGAAGGCAAGAUUGUGAUCUAAUAAAUGAGCUUUGUUGCCAACACUAUUCAAAUCACGUAACCAGAGACCACAAAAACCGUCUUUUAUUCCAAAUUGACGACAAGAUCUCCUGCACGCGGAACACGUAUCUGAAGGAUCUCUUGCCAGACCGUGGUUUGGGAGAGGGUCUGAACUCCCACCAAUGCAGAAGUGGACAAACCUCCCUCACCACCGAGACCGCUGAGGACAAACGACUGUGCAACGGAGAUAUAUUUUUCAUAACAGAUGAUGUGGAAAUUGAUAAACGGCGCUUAUUGACCAUCAGCGGCACAGACGGCUCCACUUUCACUGUGAGGUACAGGGCACUGAAGAAGCUGUGUCAGAUAAAGCACGCGUGGGCCAGAACUAUCCACACGUUUCAGGGGUCUGAGGAAAAAACUGUUGUCUACGUGGUUGGCAACCCCGGCCGUCAGCACUGGCAGCACGUGUACACAGCCGUGACCAGGGGACGCUGCCGUGUCUAUGUCGUAGCCGAAGAGGUGCACCUCAGGAGAGCAGUCACCAACAAGAAGGUGCCCAGAAAAACCCGCUUACAGAGAUUUUUGAGAGAGGCCAUCGCAGAAACGAGCAACUGUCCCACACAGGCUUCCCCUCCCCCGACGAAGAGCUGGCAAAGACAAGAGGCUGAGACUCCCUCCGUUUCCGUAACUCAAGGUGCUCCUGACCUGCCUCAGCCUCUCACUGGCGUCUUUAAACAGGAGAGCUCAGCAGCUCCCAGUAAAGGGCAGACAGGCCAUUUUCAGCAAAGUCCAUCUAAAAGACAACAGAGUCCUGCAGAGAAUUCCGAAGAUCCUCUGAAAGUACCCCCCACAACAGUAGAAGAUUCCCCGCUUGGGUCUUCUAGACUUAAGAGUCUAACUUUGGGACAACCAACUCCUAGGAAGCUUUUCAAAAGCUAACAAACAAUCAACUCUCCCUUGAACCUGUUUCAUUCAAGAUUUUUGGAUGGGAGAAGCUGGCUACGCAGCUGAUAUUCAAAGGUAUUCCUGCAUUUGCAUCUUCUAUGAAGAACAGCUUGUUUUAAAGGGAGCCUUCUAUAUUUUCAGGGAUCUGGUUUUAGUGGGAGAUUUCUUGGUGUGUUGGUCAUCAAAAAUUACAUUGUUCUUUUGUUUUGGUGAAGAAUGAACUUACAGGUCUUAAAAGAUCCAGAUGUUCCCUUAAACCUAUACAUGGGCUUUCUUGAUGUAAAGGUUCUAGCUAUCCAUACUGAGAGGUACCCAUCUCCUAAUGCUACAGCAUCGAUGAGAAGCUGUUACUGAUGUGCCAAAAUUGCAGUUUCCUCGAGUCACAAAACAGCUUACAAAGGGGGCUUCGGAUUUUUCCACUGGGUCAGAGUUACAGGCGUGAAGCUUUGAUGGAUUAUGGAUUUUAAUCUUGUUAUAAAUAGAACAAGAAAGUUGCAAUCAGAGCUGUAGGAAAUUUCUCCUACUUUGUACCUGGAAGGGAUGUAAGGCCUUCCCGUUGCUGCUCUGCAUCAUGGUAAGAAAAGCAAAAUUCAAAUAACAUUCCACUUCCUACCUUUGUGUACUGUGGGAUUUGCCGCAUUCUAAUUUUUGAGAUUAAGAAGAUGAAUGUAUAUUCAAACUUCAGACAAAUUGUACUACAAUUUGGGCAGCUUCUUUGCUUUCAACUUUGUUUUUCCUGUCAUAUGUGUGAAAAAAACCAAAAGUACCACGGAUCCACAAA